CCUGCUUUUCCUAACUUGACUUUUGUCCUGCAACAUGAAGAGCUGGAUCGCUGUGUGGUUCUGUCUGCCAUUUGUAGCGCUGCAAACCGUUUCACCCUUCGAUGACUAUGACAAUGGCACAGACGAGAAAGCGGUUGAAUUCAACGCAAAGACACAAGUAAAGUUCUAUCUGUACUCGAGCGCUGCUGUCGAUCCGACGUAUCCUCAAUUAUUGAAAUGGGAUCGCCCGGAGAGUGUCACCAAUUCCUUGUUCAUAGCAGCCAUUCCUACCCGGUUCAUCAUUCACGGCUACAAAGGAGGUCUCGAUUCGGACACAAAUUCAAAAAUUAUUGCCCAGUACUUCGAUGUUGGCGAUUUCAACGUGAUCGUCGUUGACUGGGGGGAAGGAUCGAGGGGUUACUACUACCAUGCCAGAAAGCGAGUGGCUGCCGUCGGGCGAACCGUUUCUAAAAUGAUCGAUACUCUUGUACAAGCUACUCGACUAUCGUUUCUUAGCAUAAUCCUAAUAGGCCAUGGCUUGGGAGCGCACGUAGCCGCAGCUGCGGGCAAAGCUCAACGAGGAAAAAUUGGCACAAUCGUUGGUUUGGACCCAGCCGGUCCCGGUUUUGUUGUGGGAGGUGUAGAUACUCUGAACGAACGCGCUGCUGAGUACGUAGAAGUCAUUCACACUAGUGCACGUUUCGGUAUUACUCGACCCAUAGGCGAUGCUGACUUUUACGUGAAUGGAGGAUACCUUCAGCCCGGCUGUGGCUCCCACCAGCCAGCUUGUCAUCAUCGAAGGGCGGUUGAUUAUUAUGCAGAGUCCCUAUCGAGUAGCGUGGGAUUCUGGGCUAAAUCGCACAAAACGGCGCCAGGUGAUGAACCGGAAGUCCGUCGAAUGGGCGGUGAGCCGUCCAACUUCAGACAGGGAGUUAGGGGGGUUUACUAUGUCAAAACCGAAAGUCACUCUCCCUUUGCUUUGGGUAGGCCACCGCCGCGCCACCAGUAGGAAUUAGAUGUUGGAAUGAAAGGUUCGUAAACUAGUAUGAAGCACAACAGCUUGUAAACUAUUAGUUAAAAUUAUUGAAAUGUUACAAAUUGAAGAAUAAAGAACA
Molecule: messenger RNA, 1094 nt
Organism: Topomyia yanbarensis
Lineage: Eukaryota; Metazoa; Arthropoda; Insecta; Diptera; Culicidae
Product: phospholipase A1-like
Exons: 2
Coding region: 35-988 (317 amino acids)
Biological process (GO): lipid metabolic process
Molecular function (GO): lipase activity
Source: RefSeq, a predicted model, not a curated record